Messenger RNA from Myzus persicae (green peach aphid), 2159 nucleotides. RefSeq names its product cytochrome P450 315a1, mitochondrial (gene sad). Lineage: Eukaryota; Metazoa; Arthropoda; Insecta; Hemiptera; Aphididae. The coding region runs from base 593 to 2026 and encodes 477 amino acids. Gene Ontology annotation, cellular component: mitochondrial inner membrane. Gene Ontology annotation, molecular function: monooxygenase activity; heme binding; oxidoreductase activity, acting on paired donors, with incorporation or reduction of molecular oxygen. The transcript has 7 exons. Gene Ontology annotation, biological process: cellular response to peptide hormone stimulus; C21-steroid hormone biosynthetic process; glucocorticoid biosynthetic process. The record is from RefSeq and is a predicted model, not a curated record.
UAGCGCUACCUAUUUUCAUUGUCUAGUUUAUGUGAUGAAUCUAGGUAGGGAGGUAACACUGGAAUUGCACUGGCUGCAUUUCCCCCUACACAUAUCUGCAUUAAAUUUUUCUCCAGCACAAGCCAAUUUUGUAAUUUGAAACCACAAAUUAAGUCGCAUAAAUGUUAGAUAUUAUAUAUCUUCAAUUCGUGAUUGUAACCAUAAUCACUGUGAUAUUGAGUAUAGAUAUAUGUAAAGUACUAUGUUAGUAUAAUAAUACUACAACCACUGACUAUAGCCUGUGCUCCAACCAUUGAUAGAGUGUCAUAUAUAUAUAGAGUUCAAUGACUACAAGUUACAACUGUCCUAUCUAUACUCAAUGCUAUAAUUCACAUUUCAUAGAUAUUAUGUAAAUAUUUUUUUUAUUAUGUGAUUUAAAUCAUAUGUUCUUACACAGGUACCAAUCAGGAUAAAUAUUGUCAUUGCUCACUAAUUGUGUAGUUUAUAUUAAUGCAAUUAUCCGAUUAAUUUAAUUUCAAAGUUAAAACAUUGUUUUUUUCUUGAUUAGAUACUAGCAGAAUUAUAGCCUACACCAUUUGAAAGUAUUUUUAAAAUGGCUAAUCGGUGUUGCUUAUUAGGUUUAGUAAAUUUUACUAAAACAAGAUUUAUGUCCACAUCAAAUUCAAAAAAUUUAAGAACUGAAUCAAAAAAAGAAAUACCCGUUGUUAAGGGUUUACCAGUAGUUGGUACAAUGUUUUCAAUUUUGGCUGCUGGUGGUGGUCGUAAAUUACAUGAAUAUAUUGACAAACGCCAUCAACAAUAUGGUUCAGUAUUUAGAGAAAAACUUGGUCCUAUUGAUGCAAUUUGGAUUAGUGACCCUUUGGAUAUGAAAUUAUUAUUUGCACAAGAAGGAAAAUUUCCCAAACAUAUUUUACCAGAGGCAUGGUUACUUUACAAUGACACAUAUGGCCAACAACGUGGACUUUAUUUUAUGGAUGGUAAAGAAUGGUGGAAAUAUAGACAGAUAUUUAAUAAAGUUUUGUUAAAAGAUUUGAAUGUAAAUUUUAUCAAAUCUUAUAAAAUUGUAAUUAAUGAUUUAUUAAAUGAAUGGGAAUUGAGUAAUGAACAAGUGGUUCCAAAUCUUAUUGCAGAUUUAUACAAAAUUUCAAUAUCGUUUAUGGUGGCACAUUUAGUUGGAGGAGUUUAUGAUGAUUGUAAACACGACAUAUCAAAUGAUGUUAAUUGUUUAGCACAAUCUAUACAAAAAGUAUUUCAGUCUACUGUCAAAUUUACAGUUAUUCCUGCUAAAACUUCUAAAUUAUUAAAACUGAAUAUUUGGAAUGAUUUUGUACUUGCUGUUGAUAAUUCAAUUGAAAGUGCAAAUAAUUUAGUAUCAAAAUUAAUGAGCUUUAAUAGCGAUGGCUUAUUAAAUUCUCUACUAAAUGCUCAUGACAUACCUAGUGAUAUGAUCAAGAGGCUUAUAGUUGAUUUUAUAAUCGCAGCUGGUGAUACUACUGCUUAUUCAACUCAAUGGUCUUUAUAUACUCUAGGGCUUCAUAAGAGUAUACAAAAUAAUUUAAGACAUACUCUAAUAGAAACUGAUUUCUUGGAAUGUGAUUAUCUAAAUAAUAUUUUAAAAGAAGUUCUAAGAAUGUAUCCCUUGGCACCUUUUCUUGCAAGGAUUCUUCCGAGUGAUACAUAUUUAACAGAUCACAUAAUACCUGCAAAUAGUUUAGUCGUUAUGUCUAUGUUCACAAGUAGUAGAAAUGGAAAAUAUUUUAAUAGCCCUAAUGAAUUUAUACCAGAUCGCUGGAACCGCCUAAAAAGUAAUAAAUAUAAUGGUGUAAAUGAGCCAUUUGCAACCCUUCCUUAUGGAUUUGGUGCAAGGUCGUGCAUUGGACAAAAAAUGGCACAUAUUCAGAUGUGUCUAACACUGGCAGAGUGCAUCAAAAGAUAUAAUAUAGAAACAAUGAAACCAGUUAAAAUUGCAUUAGAUUUGAUUACAGUACCAGAUGAACAAAUAAGUAUAAAAAUACAAAAAUUAUAAUUUUUAAGUUAAUAAAUAAUUUAUCUUUAUAAUCAAAUUCAGUUGCAUUCAAAUAUUGUAAUAUCUUCAAAUGGUAUCUAUUUAAAUGUAUAAUAUUAAGUAUAAGCAUGCUGAUAUUAAUAAAAUGUAUACA